Molecule: messenger RNA, 1530 nt
Organism: Mytilus californianus (California mussel)
Lineage: Eukaryota; Metazoa; Mollusca; Bivalvia; Mytilida; Mytilidae
Exons: 3
Coding region: 247-1365 (372 amino acids)
Biological process (GO): regulation of transcription by RNA polymerase II
Cellular component (GO): nucleus
Molecular function (GO): DNA-binding transcription factor activity, RNA polymerase II-specific
Source: RefSeq, a predicted model, not a curated record
GGGGGCUAGGAUGAAAAAUUUUGUCCUGCCUUUUUAUUUUUCCCUCUAUUCGGUCCUGCCUUUUUAUUUUUCACUCUAUUCGGUCCUGCCUUUUUUUUUUUUUAUUUAUCCUGACUUUUUUUUUUACAUAAAUUGUCAUCCUGCCUUUUUUUUUGCAAAUAAUCUCAUCCUGCCUUUUUUUUUACUCAAAACUCCUGUCCUGCCUAUUUUUUUCAAAUUUCAUCCUAGCCCCCCCAUGAAAAUCAAAUGGUAGCUCCCUUAUCAACUUUUACUUUCGCUUUUACAUAUUUUCUGGAAAUUAAUUUGCCUGCUAGUGUUAUUGCUGGUCCUUCCGGUCGUCAAACAUUGACAGUUAUAAGUAUACAUACAAUGAACAUUCACCUGUCUUUGCAAAUGGAGUGUGCCAGGUGUCAGAGAUCAGGAAUAACUUUAAAGCGAUGCACUGGGUGUUACAUGGUUUCUUAUUGCUCUAAGAUUUGUCAAAGAGCAGGUUGGGUUGAACAUAAAUUGACAUGCAAUAAAACAAAUAUACAAACGAUCAGUAGCAAAAGGGAAACUUUUAACAAAUCUACAGAAAAUGUACCAAAUGAACAAUCCGAAGGCUUUAAUACAUCGAUGGAUGGCGAAAAGAUAGAAAUUGGGAAAAAUGAGUGUCAAACAAAACCAAAAAUACAAAUUAUGAAGCCACAAAGUGAAAACCAGAAAUUGCAGCCAACGAUCAAAACAAUAAUCAAAAGUGAAACUAAAAAUGAUCAAACCGUAUGCUCUGUUUGCGAGGAAAGUACCGAUAAGAAAUGCUCAAAGUGCAAAAAGGUAUUUUAUUGUUCCAAGGUAUGCCAGAGGAAUGAUUGGAGAAAUCAUAAAUUAACCUGUCUAAAUCGGGAAGGCAACACCGAACAACAUUCGUCUUUUGGUGCAGGGUUUUCAACAUUUAGUCCGUUCUCGUCAUUUUUACAGCAAGAAAAUCUAUCCAUGACUGCAAUUACUACUGAAGAAAAAUUCCAGAGAGCUAUUAAACUGGCACAGAAUCGGUUUCCAUUCCAAAAGAUUGUGUGUUUGCUAGAAGAAGUUCAAACUGAAAACAUUUUCUUUCGCCCACAAACGCACGAUGUCCUGGUUGCUUUUAUAACCAGAUAUCAUCAUUACCGACAACGACAUUGUAUCUAUAUACAGGACAAAUAUGGAGAGGAAAUAUAUGUCGCAUUUUACCUGGACUAUGAUAAUCCAUUUCCGUUCUUCAGCUGGUCCGGUAUAAGACCAGGAUGUUUUAUUACCAUUGAUAAUCCAUUUAUACACUACUUUAUGGACGGAUCUGUAGGGCUGCGAAUUGAGGAACCAUCCGGGAUUUCAAUCAUAGACGUAUAAAGGAACAAUGAGAAUGUUUUAUACCCAUGCAGAAAAUAAAUGGAAAUUAUCACAUUUGUCCAAACAAUCUGAAUACUUUUAUUUUGCAUGUGCUAAUAUACAUAAAUAUUUUAAAACCAAUAAUAGCAUGUGUACUCGAUUAUGAUAAAUAAUAAUCUAAAAUGA